GUGCUUAUCGCGUUGACUUGGAUUGAGGAUACGAUGUACUGUCUGCGCUGCAUGCUUCUCGGUAAAAGGCGAGUGCAUUGCCCCCCAGAGAAAGUCAAUUCUAUCCCCAUUCCCCACCUUUAAAUCUCUAGUGGGGAUCUCUUAAAGAUGUCGCUUUUCCUCCUUCCCCCCUCCCCCCCCCGAUUCUUGCGCCCUUUUUUUUCUGAUAGCAUUUGGCGACGAGAUUGCGACGAGUGAGUGUCAGAGUACGGUACCGAUACGUCGACAAUGGAAGGAAGGGUGACGGUCCCGGAGAGGACCACCAUCCCUUCUCCCUCCAUACCGCGAGAAAUCAUGGCAACUAGAGCGGUACCAUUAAUGGCGCAGACAUACGGCCAUGGUGAAAGCAUUGAACGGGCUAUAGAUAGUAACGUGUUAUCUAGUACUGGCGGUGAGGAAUUCGAGGUUGGGUGGGUUGGCGGGGACGCUGAUCCCCUCAAUCCACGGAACAUGAGCAAGUCUCGGAGGUGGCUCGUUGCAUGGGUCGUCAGUCUGGGCGGUGCCUGUGUGACGUGCACAUCUUCCAUGUAUACUUCGACCUAUCGCCAGGUUACGGCUGAAUUAACCGUUCCUCAAUUGGCCGCUGUCAGUGGAUUAUCGCUUUAUGUAGCGGGAUUGGGAAUCGGGCCGAUGUUCCUCGGGCCGCUAUCGGAGUUUUAUGGUAGGAGGCCGAUCUACCUCGUUUCAUUUUCGCUGUUUACGCUACUCCUUCUUCCCUGCGCCCUCGCUCGGCAUAUCGCCGUGCUGCUCGUUUUUCGCUUUUUAACUGGUAUGGCCGGGUCAGCUUUUCUAUCUGUUGCUGGUGGAACCAUGGGGGACAUGUUCAAGGAUGCGGAAGUUGGGGCUCCCAUGAUGUUGUACACCGCUUCGACUUUUAUGGGACCAGGCGUGGGCCCUCUCAUCGGUGGGUUUAUCAACCAGAACAUCAAUUGGCGCUGGACGUUCUGGGUCCUAAUGAUCUGGUCGGUCUUCAUGUUGGCCAGUCUCUACACUUUCGUCCCAGAAACCUAUCACCCAGUCCUUCUCCGAGACCGAGCCGUCUCAUUGCGAAAAUCAACAGGCGACCCGCGCUACCGCGCACCAAUUGAGAAGCUAUCCCGCUCAAUAGCCCCUACAGUUCUGUUGUCCUGCACCCGCCCCUUCGAACUCCUAAUAUUCGAGCCGAUGCUGCUGCUCCUAUGUAUCUUCUCAGCACUCCUCCUGGGAACCCUGUACCUCUUUUUCCAAGCCUUCCCCCUAGUCUUCGCGAACGUACACCACUUUUCCCUGCAGCAAAUCGGCCUGACAUUCAUCGGACUGAUAAUCGGUAUGGGCCUGGCCACAUUAACCGACCCGAUCUGGCAAAAAAACUACACCCACCUAGUGCACAAGCACAACCAAAUAUCUCAACCAGAGUUCCGUCUUCCCCCCGCCAUCGCCGGUGGCGUGCUGGUCCCCAUCGGACUCUUCUGGUUCGCUUGGACCACACUCCUACACGUGCACUGGAUCCUGCCGAUCAUCGGAUCAACGUUCUUCGGCAUGGGAACGUUGCUUGUGUUCUCCGGGAUAUUUACCUUUACUGUAGAAGCAUACCCCGUAUACGCUGCCAGCGCCCUCGCCGCUAAUUCCUUUGCUCGGAGCGCAUUCGCCGCCGGUUUCCCGCUCUUUAGUACAGAGAUGUAUAAACGCCUAGGGUACCAGUGGGCCAGUAGUCUUCUCGGGUUCUUGAGCCUGGCGAUGGCGCCGACUAUGUUUUGCUUUUUUGUCUGGGGGAAAGAUAUUAGGGCUAGGAGUAGGUUUGCUACUGUUGGGGGUGAGACGGGUACUCGUAGAUUGUAGUUAAUGUUUCUUAUAUCAUAAGUUUCUUUUUCUCUUUACCCAGCGCUUCAAAGUAUAAAGGGUAUCAUAAUCAUAAUAUUGCAUAUUAUCAUAUA
Messenger RNA from Tuber melanosporum (Perigord truffle), 1952 nucleotides. RefSeq lists its product as uncharacterized. Gene Ontology annotation, biological process: transmembrane transport. The transcript is spliced from 3 exons. Gene Ontology annotation, cellular component: membrane. Bases 268 to 1857 code for a protein of 529 amino acids. NCBI's taxonomy places the organism in Eukaryota, Fungi, Ascomycota, Pezizomycetes, Pezizales, Tuberaceae. The record is from RefSeq and is a predicted model, not a curated record. Gene Ontology annotation, molecular function: transmembrane transporter activity.